AAUAAUGCUAGCCAUUGAACCAUAUAGCGCGUGAGGUGUCAACACUGUCAUCAGGAAGAAUGUCGUCACAGCCAGGCCCGGAGGGCCAGGCAAAGCAGGCGACGUCGCCGUUCAGCCUUUUUAAGCCGAUUUCAUGGGCCAAGGGUGGCAAGAAGGUCAAGCAGGCCAAGCUGGGAGAGGAGAACAACAUGUACUACCACCCGGAGCUGAAACGCUGGGUUGAGAGGGGCAAGGAGGAUGAGGCCGCCGCGGAGGCAGCGGGCCCGCCUCCGCCGCCCGUGCUGUCCGGCGGCAGCAUCGCUCACCCCGGCGGCUCGGUUGUCCACAAGCGCUCGCUGUCCCAGCGCUACGUGCUGCAAUCCAACCUGUCCGUGUCUUCCAUGGGCUCCCUCACGGGCUCGCUCUCCCAGACCGACCUGGCAGGCAUGGCCGGCCAGGGCGGUGGCGACCCAGCUGCCGGCAGCUUCUCCCGCACCCCCAGCGGCUACAACAGCACCGGCCCCUCGCCGCCUCUGUCCGGCAGUGGCCUGCCGCCAAGCGUGUUUGCACCCGGCGCCAACACGGGAGCGAGUGCCGGCCCCGCCGCAAACUUCUUCGUCCCGGCGCCGCCGCAACGCUCGCCGUCGACGGGAUUCUUUGUGCCGCCGGCACCGGUGCCGCAGGCGGCCGGCGGCGACGGGGACGGGGAGGUAGAGGCGCAGGGCGAGACCGGCGAGCAGCAGUUCGAGCAUUCCGAGGCCGGGGCGACUGAGAUUUCGCUGGGGCAGGCGCUCCCAGCGGCCCCGGCGGACGCGGAGGCAGACGCCGACAGUGCGAUGCCCGUUAGUGCUGCCCGAGAGCCCUCGUACGGGCACUCGCUCUCUUUCUCUGACGCCCUGCGCGUGGACAGCCAGCAGCUGGAUUCCCCCAACGGCGUUGUGGGUCCGCGGCCGCUGCCGGAGCCCGGAGCUGAAGCUGACGGCGGCCUGCCCGUACCGCACGGCUUCGAGCCGGGCCUGCGUUCUGUUGAGCACGGCCACUCGGACGGCGGCGCGGCGGUGUCGUUGUACAACGGCAUUGCGCCCGGGGCCGAGGUCGAGGCGGAAGCAGAUGGCCAAACACCGCCAGCGCUUCAAUCGCUAGACGAAGCACAGUUCGCCGAGCACGAGGCAGGGGCAGCGGCUGAGGCGGAGCAGCAGCUGCAAACGGACGGCGGCAGCAGCGGCGGCGCAGUGGCGAUGGCGGUGGACGGGUAUGCCGGCCAGGAGGCCUCCACCUCCACCGAUCCUGCUGACGCCGCGUCUGCCACGCCUGCCUCGGCCUCUCCCGGCGAUGCCGCCUCUCAGUACUACUAUCAGCAGUAUGCCUACCUGUACCAGUACGCGCUGAGUCAGGGGUAUGCCGAGGCGGACGCAGUGACGUACGCGCAGUACUAUGCGACGCAGUACGCGCAGCAGUACACGCAGCAGGCGCCGGCGGGGCAGCUGGGCGAGGGCGAGGGCCAGCAGGAGCAGCAGGAGCAGCAACAGGAGGUGGCCAUUGGGCUGCAGGUGGUGAGCGGCGGCGACGCGGAGGGCGGUGAGGGGCAGGAGGCAGCUGCGGACGGGUCCGGCUGGGAGGUGGAGCUUCCUGAGCUUGCCGUGGGGUCCGCAACGGCCGUCGAGGAGCCCGAGCCCGAGGCGCCGCAACAGCAGGAUCAGAAGCAGGAAGAGCAAGUGCAGCAGGUGGCUAUGGAGGUGGAGCAGGCUUACGCGCAUGAGGCGGUUGCCACGACUGCGGCGCCGGGCCAGCAGCAGGAGGAGCAGGACGAGCAGCCGCUGGUGUUUACCCCCGCGCCGCUGCCUGAGGACCUGACCGCUGCCGCCUGCGCCGCGGCGCAGCACCACCAGUCCGCGGUCACUGCCGCAGUUGCCGCUGCCGCCGCCGCCGCGACUGCCGCUGCCGCGAGCCAGCCCGCGCAGCCAGAGGCGGCCCAGCGCGGCGCGCCUGCUUCCGCCACAGUAAGCGCACCUCACGUUGCGGCGGCAUCAGGUGGCGUGUCCACGGCGCCGCAGGUGCAGCUGCUGGGUCGGCUGGGCAAGCUUGCCUCCUCCGCCGUCACCUCGCUCGGCGCCUCCGCGGCCGCGGCCGCCGCGGCGGUGGCUGCCCCCAGCGCCCCAUCUUCGGCGCUGUCGCUGUCCGCCCUGGGCCUGGUGGGGUCGUUUGGCGAGCUGAGCUCUGACGACUUUGACUGCAUCAUGCACCCCGGGGACCCCGCCAAGCUGGACGGCCCGCUGCCGUGGGAGCUGCCCGAGCACCUGCGCCACGGCGCCACCGGCCGCAAGCUGCUGGCGCUGUGCUCCAACUGGCAGCGCGAGAACCCGGGCAAGCACUACACGCCGGCGCUGCUGCAGCAGCUGCUGGAGGCAGGGGCGGCGCAGGAGCAGGAGCAGGGCGGCGAGGGCAACGAUGCCGCGGCUGUGGCGGCGGAGGCAGCGGCAGACGGGCUAGUGGUUGUCGCGUCCAGCGAUGUUGCGCUUGCGGCCGAGGGCGGCUGCGGGUCUAGGGGCGCCAACGUCGCAGAGGACGCCUCGGCUGCUGAGCCUGAGGCCGGCGACGGCCUGUCCUCCUACGAGCGCGCGUGCCGACUCUCACAGUUUGGCCUGCCGGCGACGGAGCUGCUGCAGCCACACAAGCCUCAGCAACCAGCCGCACCAGCUUUGCAGACGCCUAAGCAGAUGCAAGCGCUCACACACUCUGUGGCUGUGCAGCAGCAGCAGCAGCAGCAGCAGCUUGAUCAGGUGGCUGAGCCGGCGGCGUCCGCUGUGGAAUUUGCUGUGGCGCAGGAGGCGCGGACGCAGGCACCGUCGCGGCAGGUGCCCCUGCAGGUUGAUAUAGUCAUGGCGCUGCAGGCCGCCGUCACGCAGUCACCCGGGGAGCUGCCCACCCCUACCUCCGCUCGCUCCGACGACCCCUUCUCCGGCACCGAGCACUUGCCGCGCUCCUACUACACGCAGCACCAGCAGCACCAUGAGCAGCAGCAGGACGUGCAGGAGGAGGCGGUAGGAGGGUCCAGCGUGGAGAAAUCGCCGCAGCGUGUGUACGCGGGCGCAGCGGCGCUGGGCCUAGAGGAAAUGAGCGAGGAGGAGAGGGAGUUGGAGGAGGUCGCCUCGCCUGGCACAGUGCCCGUGCAGCUGGCGGCGCUUGGCGAGGAGGAGGCUGCGGACUUCUUUGCUCACCUGGGAGAGGAGCCGGCGGCUGAAGUGCAGCCGGAGCUUUCAACCGCUGCUGCUGUGGAGGCGGAGGCUGCGGAGGAGCCCGCUGCUGCUGCUGCCUCUACGCCGGCUUAUGUAGUGGAGGAGCCAGAGUACGUUGUUGAGGAGCCGGCGGCUGACGUUAUUGAGGAGCCGGCGGUGGAGGCCGCUGAGCCCGUGGCACCCGCCGCCGCUGCGGCCGCCGCCGCCGCCAUUGAUUCGGUGGUGGCGGCACUGGAGCAGCUGCGCAGCAGUGCUGCCGCCACCGCCGACAGCGAGGGCGAGUCGGCUGAGGAGCGCACCGCGUUGCUGCAGCAAAUCCACGCCUCGCUGGCCAGCGCCACCGCGGCGCUGGCAGGCAUGGGCGUCGACAUCAGCGCGCUAGCUGCCCUCGCCGGCGCUGCCCCCGUCGCUGCCACCAGCCCCGACCACACGCCCGGCCCUGGCCACAAGCGCCCGCGCAAGGACGACAGCCCAGCCACCCCCACCCGGCCCACCGUCGUCAGCGGCACGGUUGAUGCAGUCGAGACUCCGCUGCUUGCGCCCGGCCCUAUGCUGGUUCGUGGCGCGGAGGGCGAUGACGUCGCUACACCCGCCCUGGUGUCAGUGCCUGGCCCCGGAGAGCGCUUCCAGCAGCUAGGCCGCGCGCUGUCCAAUGCGCGCGCUGACGUCGCCCAGUCUCAGCCGCAGCCGCCGGCUGUGGUUGUGUCGCUGAAUGUGGUCGCGGCGCCCGAGGUGGAUGUGUCGGUGCUGGAGGCGCGUGUGCGGGGCGAGGAGCGGCAGGCCUGGGAGUCCAAGCUGGCGGCGGUGGUGGACUCGGAGCGGGACGCGGCGUCGCUGGUGAUUGCGUCGGUGGAGCAGCAGCGCGACGAGCUGCAGUCUCGGCUGGGCGGUGCGGAGGCAGCGCUGGCGGAGGCGGAGGCGGGCCGCAGUGGCCUGGUGGCGCAGCUUGAGGUGGAGGCGGCGGCGCGGCGAGGGCUGGAGGAGCGCGUUGCAGGCGCCGAGGCCGCGGCCGAGGAGGCGCGGCGUGCGGCGGCAGAGGCUCGCGCGGAGGCGGAGGCGGCGCGUGCCGCUGCCGCUGCUGCCGAGGCCGAGCGCGACGCCAUGUCGGUUGAACUUGCGGCUGAGCGGACGGAGCGCGAAAGCCUGGCAGCGGCGCUGUCCGCUGCUCGCGAGGAGAGCUCUUCACUGCGCUCUCGCUACAAGGCCCGUUUCGCGGCUCUGAGCUCUGAGCUUGAGGCCACUCGCGGCUCGCUGUGUGAUCUGCAGUCGGAGCAUGACGAGCUGCUGCUGUGCCUGGGCCAGGAGAGCACCAAGGUGGAGGCGUUGGCGGGCGCGGUGCGGGAGGCGGGCGGCGACCCGGAGCCCAUCAUUGAGGCCAUCGAGGCCGAGUAUGAGACCAUGGGCCUGGGCGGAGGCGGCGGCUCGGGUGCGGAUAGUGAGGCGGCAGACGUCGGCGCUGGGGAGGAGCAGGAGGCAGCUGCCCAGGAGGUUGCGGCUGCUGAGGCAGCUCUGCUGGGCGGCGGCGAGGGCUGGGACUGUGCCGAGCUGGAGCUGGAGGGCGCGGUUUAAAAGCUGGAAUGCUGGAAUGGUAUCUUACAGUAGAAGCUAAAGAGUUUUGACUGAUAGACGAGCGGUAGUUGAAGUCAUGCUUAUACCCAAGUACGGAACAGACUGGGAAGUGUCGUGCUCAAAGGACGGUGAUCGUGUUUGUGCUCAGGGUCAGCUAGGUUACCGUGUUUAGGCAAUAGGGGCACAGACCUGUCAAGGCGGUCCUCCAUGCAUGCAUGUACCCGUCGCUGCGAUCAGCAGUGUGUCGGUGCAAACAGAUGCCGUAUGUAGGUCAUGAUUUAUGACAUCACCUGAGUGCUGCGAGGCGAGGGUAGAGGUGGCCUAGGCACUGUGAGUGUGAGAGCCCCGGAGGCAGGAGGCGAUAGGGAUUGCCAUAGCAAGCGGCUUAAACUGGCUUAAAUGAGGGCUAGCAAAGAGAUUAUCGGCAUUCUGCUCGCUGAGGGCAACAACUCAGCAAGCUAGCAGAAUGAGCGGUGACUGACAUUGUAAGGCGAUUGCCAU
Chlamydomonas reinhardtii is the source of this 5285-nucleotide messenger RNA. RefSeq lists its product as uncharacterized. The transcript has 4 exons. The coding region runs from base 60 to 4784 and encodes 1574 amino acids. Gene Ontology annotation, cellular component: ER to Golgi transport vesicle membrane; endoplasmic reticulum exit site. The record is from RefSeq and is a predicted model, not a curated record. Gene Ontology annotation, biological process: autophagy; Golgi organization; COPII vesicle coat assembly. NCBI's taxonomy places the organism in Eukaryota, Viridiplantae, Chlorophyta, Chlorophyceae, Chlamydomonadales, Chlamydomonadaceae.